Acaulospora morrowiae is the source of this 579-nucleotide messenger RNA. The record is from the annotation of a GenBank genome assembly. Lineage: Eukaryota; Fungi; Glomeromycota; Glomeromycetes; Diversisporales; Acaulosporaceae.
AUGACUCGAUACUCUCUAACACUGAACAUCUCUUCAAUGGAAGAACCUAACAAUAAAAGUAUCUCUACAAAAAAAAGGAUUUUUCGAUGGAAACCGAAAGAGGAGUCUGGACUAUUAAAAAUAGUGAAAAGGGAAAAGGAAUGUGCCGAAAGGGAAGUCCGAAAAGUCAAUUGGAAAGUUAUUCAGAAUGAGUUUAAUACCAAGUUUAGAUCAAACAGGAAUGUUAAAUCGUUACAAGAAAAAUAUAAAGAUUACUUAAGAGAUGAAGUCUAUUUGUCAGCAUCUGAAGGAAAAAGAAGAACGUAUCCAUUUACCGAUGAACAUAUCAAGCUGAUUUUAAGUGCUAAAAUAAAGGAACUCGGAGGACGGCCAUGGAAAUUUCUGUCCGACGAAAUUAAUAACCGUCUCUCACCUUCUGCAAUAAAAUGCACUCCGAAUCAAGUAAAAAAUAAAUAUUAUACAGAAAGAGAAAAGUUAGAAAGAAUAGCAAAAGGCGUACUCAUUCAUAUGCCUACCGAAGAAUACAAGACUUCCAAUGAAAUCAUGAAUAUUGCAAACUUACUUAAUUAUGAAAAAUAA